Messenger RNA from Zea mays, 1291 nucleotides. RefSeq lists its product as uncharacterized. The record is from RefSeq and is a predicted model, not a curated record. The transcript has 5 exons. NCBI's taxonomy places the organism in Eukaryota, Viridiplantae, Streptophyta, Magnoliopsida, Poales, Poaceae. Bases 429 to 914 code for a protein of 161 amino acids.
AAGCCGCUCCACUGCCGUCGUCGUAGCCAUCGCGGUGGGCGCCCUCUUCACCAUGGAUAGCGCCACCCCGGCAGCCGUGAACUCGUGAGAGAGAUGUUUACCCUCUCGUGACUCGUGAGCAUCCAGCGACGAGCAAGCCCAACAAGAAAAUGCAGCUGCAUGUUUUCUGUUGUGACCUAAGCCCAACAAGAAGAGAAAUCUCGGGCGGGUGAGCAGCCCAACAGGCAACAGCAGCUCUCCACCUUCCUCACCCUUUCCUCCUGAAUCCUGAUAUUUCCUCCUUUCCCCAUCCCUUCCCCUGGCUUCACGGCUCGGCUGGCUGCACGCCGGAGCCCCGGCGCCAGAUCUCGCCAAGUGCCAGGGCCGCCGCAGGCCCCUCUUUGCCUGCGCGAGUCUCAGAAUCCCGAGAGGGAAAAAGAAAAGAAAAGAUGAUGACUUCCUCUGCCUGUUACUACCUGUGCCGCUCCCUCGUCCGGGCUCCUCCGCUCAAGUCGAGGAGUGCAGUGCGCUGUCCAAGCGCCGCCCCGCCAGGAGCCAGCGGUGCCACCUCCACCUCCAAGACACAGGAUCCAGUUGAAAACCAGAAGCUAUGUGCCUAUUUGGUUGAGAAGGCAGUCAAUAGACUUCCGCCAGGAGCAGAGAAUAUACUUGGGAUCUUUGAUCUGCGAGGCUUUCGGGUUGAAAAUGGUGAUCUCCAGUUCCUAAAGUUUUUGAUGGACGUUUUUUACUAUUACUACCCGAAGCGGCUUGGCCAAGUUCUUUUUGUCGAUGCUCCAUUUGUUUUUCAACCAAUGUGGCAGGUUGUUAAACCUCUGUUGAAAUCAUAUGCCUCCCUGGUAAGAUUUUGUGAUACCGAGACUGUGAGGAAGGAAUACUUCAAAGAAGAAACUGUGCCUCCUGAUUUCCGCGAUUAGGUGACAUGAUUAUUUCUUCAGUAAUUGCAAGUGGUCUCGGAAACAUGACCUUUAAUUGAUUGAGAAUCGAUUGGCACCCAGGGGGGCUGGCGCCUUCCUAUACCUUUUGAUUAACUUCUCAAAAGUUGCUCAGACGACAACAAACGAUUGGAGAGUCCAGUAAAAAAUGACCCUGUAGUCCUGUACUUGUAUAACUUCUGCGAAGUAGAAUGCUGAGUUUAGGCUGCUGUCUGGAGUGCUCCUGUACCAUAUUUUUCUGGUUUUGGAUGAAGCUAUAUGGACCAAAUUCAUCUCUGUUGAACAAUUGCCAAUUACAUAACUUGUGUUUGCCCAAUUCCAUGGUGUAGUACCAUAACUUCUCAGUGCAGUGCAGACAA